This is a messenger RNA of Sycon ciliatum, 558 nucleotides long. RefSeq lists its product as uncharacterized. The record is from RefSeq and is a predicted model, not a curated record. Gene Ontology annotation, biological process: DNA integration; DNA recombination. The coding region runs from base 1 to 558 and encodes 185 amino acids. NCBI's taxonomy places the organism in Eukaryota, Metazoa, Porifera, Calcarea, Leucosolenida, Sycettidae. Gene Ontology annotation, molecular function: DNA binding. The transcript has a single exon.
AUGCUGCAAGCCGCAAUCCUGUUGGCGUUCCACGGCUUCCUGCGAUGCGCUGAGUUUACUGUAAGCGAUCACGCACCGUUCGACCCGAGAUUUGAUGCUGCCGGUGAUAGUGUGAAAAUCGCGUACCAUGGUGGUAAGCCCGCGUUAGAGUUUGUUGUGAAGCGGUCCAAGACGGACCCGUCUGCCAGAGGCAUGACCCUAUACAUCGGGCCAGCAACGCCACAAUAUUGUCCCGUUGUUGCCAUGGUGGAGUACUCGUCACGCAGUAAGCCGCCGUUGUUGCAGCCCUUGUUCCGGUUUAUGUCAGCGCUGACUCGCCGUCGCUUCACUGCUAAACUGAGAGCCCUCCUGCAGUUGUCCGGGGUGAGUAAUGUGGCUGAAUAUAGUGGCCACUCCUUCAGGAUUGGUGCGGCGACAACGGCUGUUGCAAACGGCGUUCCUUUGUGGAAAAUCCGUGCUAUGGGUAGGUGGCAAAGUGACUGUGUUCUGAGGUACAUUCGCACAGAUCCGUCGGACCUGCUGUCUGUUUCUAUGGCUCUUCACAGUGGGCCUAUUUAA